This is a messenger RNA of Zasmidium cellare ATCC 36951, 957 nucleotides long. RefSeq lists its product as uncharacterized. Lineage: Eukaryota; Fungi; Ascomycota; Dothideomycetes; Mycosphaerellales; Mycosphaerellaceae. Gene Ontology annotation, molecular function: 2,4-dienoyl-CoA reductase (NADPH) activity. Bases 1 to 957 code for a protein of 318 amino acids. The transcript has a single exon. The record is from RefSeq and is a predicted model, not a curated record. Gene Ontology annotation, biological process: fatty acid catabolic process.
AUGCCAGUCCCACGCGAAGAGUUCCUCAGCAACGUCUGGCGCGACGGCAUCUUCUCCAACAAAGUCAUCUUCUGCACAGGAGGCGCCGGAACGAUCUGCUCCAUCCAAGUCCGAGCCUUCGUAGCACUGGGUGGUAACGCCUACAUCAUUGGCCGAAAUGCAGAGAAGACAGAGAAGAUGGCCAAGGAUCUCGAAACAGCACGGAGAGGGUCGAGAGUGAUAGGCCAUGGCAAUGUGGAUGUCAGGAACGCAGUGGCAUUGAAAGAGGCGGCAGACCGAUGCGUCAAAGAGCUUGGAAGUCUAGAUUUUGCGAUUGCUGGUGCGGCAGGAAACUUCCUUGCGCCGAUGAGCCAACUUUCGCCGAAUGCGUUCAGGACGGUGAUUGAGAUCGAUACGAUUGGGUCGUACAAUACCGCGAAGGCAGUGCUGCCGCACCUUGUCAAGAGUGCGAAGACAUACCCCAACACUGGCAAGCACUCACCUGCUGGUACUGGCGGCCGUAUGAUCUUCGUCUCUGCUUCAUUCCACUUCAAGGGCCAACCUCUCCAAGCGCAUGCACAAGCCGCGAAGGCUGCGGUCGACCAGAUCAGCAACAGCGUAGCGAUCGAAUACGGACCGUACGGCAUCACCAGCAACGUCAUCACACCAGGCCCAAUCGCCAACACCGAAGGCAUGGAGCGGCUAGCGAAGCUGGAUGGAGGCGCUGAGAAGGAACAUGCAAAGAUCAUCCCGCUUGGUCGAUGGGGUCAAGUGAGAGAGAUCGCCGACGCUACGAUAUAUCUGUUCUCUGAGGCAGGCAGCUACGUCAACGGCAAUAUCUUGGUAGUAGAUGGUGGACAGUGGAGGACAAGUGGUGCUGGUCAAGGGAAAGGCUUUGCUUAUCCUGACUUUUUGCUAUCAGGCGAUGUUGUCGAGGGUGUAAAGGGUGGUAAGAGAACAGACAGUUCGAAGCUCUAA